Rotaria sp. Silwood2 is the source of this 825-nucleotide messenger RNA. The record is from the annotation of a GenBank genome assembly. NCBI's taxonomy places the organism in Eukaryota, Metazoa, Rotifera, Eurotatoria, Philodinida, Philodinidae.
AUGCUUCGAAAUCUUUUGAAUUCUUUGUGGAAUCUUUUUCUUCGACUGAAUCUUUUCGAAACACAUUCAAGUGAUGUACGAAGUGCUCCGAUAGAAAAACUUGCAACACGUAUAUAUAUUGUAUCAUUGAUUAAUUUCCUUAUCAUUAUUGGUAUUAUUUCUGCAUUCAUUGUUCGUACAGAGAAUGGUAUUGAAUAUACACCUUCGAAUGAGAAAUUUAUACAGCUGGCAAGAAUAUAUCCAAAUACACUUCAAUGUCGAUGUUCAAAAGUUGGAAUCGCCUAUGAAACUUUUGUGAAAACUAAUGUCGAUUUUCAUCAAGUAUGUUCAAGUAAAUUUAUUGAACAAGAAUGGAUUGACUCGAUCUCCAUUGAAAAAAGUAUUUCUUUGUCAGCUACAUCUGACGUGCGAUACUAUCUUAGUUUUUUCUGGCAAGCAAUUGCAGGUUUUUGUACUCUGGGUAAAAACACAUGGAUGAAUGCUAUCGCAAGGUUUGAGAAGUCGUAUAUUCUUAGUCCCAUAGCGGUUAGAGAAGAGACUCUUCGAAGCAAUGCUUUAAAAGAUUUAGAAAACAGUAUUUCUUCGGCUCGGGUAGCAUUAUCUCGCAGUUUACUUACCAUCCGACGAACAAUGACUACAAAUCAAUUCGUAUCAGCGUUGGAAACCAACUUUUAUCUUGAUUAUCCACCAUCGGAUUUCUACACUUGGGAUCAUCCGAGAUUUUUUCCUGUAGUAUUCGACAAUUGUUCGUGUUUGAUUCUUACUGGAUGUCCACAUCCAGCUCUUGUCAACAAUAGUCGCGGUGAGUUAGUUGCUGUUCCAGGA